Molecule: messenger RNA, 1239 nt
Organism: Ectocarpus sp. CCAP 1310/34
Lineage: Eukaryota; Phaeophyceae; Ectocarpales; Ectocarpaceae
Source: the annotation of a GenBank genome assembly
AUGCACGCGCCUAUGGCAGUUGCCAGCUCGGUGUGGUUCGCCCAGCCUGAUGCUUUGAAGGGGUCCUUGGUCAAGACCUUGAGGGAAGUACGCCCGACAACGUUUGUCGGAGUGCCCAGGGUGUGGGAGAAGAUGUACGAGAAGAUGCAGGAGAUCAGCCGCUCCAUUCACGGCGCGAAGGCUGCGCUCUCAGCCUGGUCUAAAGGAAGGUUGGUGUUUUCCAAGGUGAAAGAGAAGCUGGGCUUGGACAAGGCAAACCUUUGCUUCACGACCGCAGCACCCAUCGCACAGGAGACCUUGGAGUACUUCGCUUCCUUGAACAUCCACAUCAUGGAGGUGUUCGGCCAAUCAGAGUGCACCGGGCCGAUGGCGGUCAGCACGAAGGAGGCUUGGAAGAUGGGCUCGUGCGGCCGUCCAAUGCUGGGGACCGAGUCAAAGCUCGAGCCGGGAACAGGCGAGCUUUGCUAUCGCGGCCGCAACAUAUUCAUGGGGUACAUGCACAACCUUAGCUCGCCUUCUUUUGGUUUGCCGCCUAAAUUAACCCACAAAAGGUACAUGCACAACCCCGAGAAGACGGCGGAGACGAUCGACGAGGACGGCUGGAUGCACAGCGGGGACGUCGCCACGUUCGACGAGGACGGUGACCCCAGGAUCACAGGACCCAGCGGCUUCGUGCGGAUCACGGGGCGCAUCAAAGAGCUCAUCAUCACCGCCGGGGGGGAGAAUGUACCGCCGGUACUCAUCGAGAGCGAGUUCAAGGCCGAGCUUCCGUGCAUCGCCAACUGUAUGGUCGUAGGCGACAAGAGGAAGUUCCUCACCAUCCUCAUCGCGCUCAGAUCCGAGAAACGGGAGGACAAGAACGGUGGGUCGUCGACCGUCAGGCUGAUCGGCGACAGCUUGACGGCGUGCGAGGAGAUCGGCAGCACGGCCACCACCAUCGAGGAGGCCAAGGCAGACCCCAAGGUGAAUAGAGGGAACCAUAGACAAACAACCACUCACAAAACCCGAAUUAUAUUGUUCGUGUUGUUCUUCUGUUUCUGCCAGUGGACCGAGUACAUCAACAAGGCUAUGAAGGCUUGCAACGCUCGCACGACUUCCAACGCGCAGAGGGUGGCCAAGUGGGCCUUGCUCCCCAAGGACUUCUCCGUAGAAGGAGGCGAGUUGACGGAGACCCUCAAGCUAAGGCGAGGCCCGACUUCCGAGAAGUACACGGACAUCAUCGAGGGGCUCUACGCAUGA